Messenger RNA from Debaryomyces tyrocola, 1425 nucleotides. The record is from the annotation of a GenBank genome assembly. Lineage: Eukaryota; Fungi; Ascomycota; Pichiomycetes; Serinales; Debaryomycetaceae.
AUGAGUGAAGAUCAACAUACCAGAAAGCUCGGAUUUUUUGAAAAAUAUUACGUCUGUAGGAAUGUGGAAGCGUACUCUAAGAAUAUUAACUUAACUGGACAGUAUAAUCAUCAUAUUAACAAGGUAUUGCUUUCGAAUGCCCUUAGAACAUUAAUUUUGAAGAACCCAACGUUUGCUGUGAAUGUUUAUCGAGAUGGAGACCUACAACACGACGCAAAACUGAAUGGAGACAAUUUUACGCUUAGACCGGUGAAAAGAAUUGCAUUCAAUGAUGUUGUAAACUUCGACAAUAUAGACGACUCCUUUGGAGUUCUGGUCUUGAAUACAUUAACCGAAGAAAAAUGUCCCGUUAAUGACACGAAACCAUUGUGGAGACUAAAUGUAUACGAAUCGUCGUCUGAUAAGAAGCAAUAUGUGACAUUCCACUGUGAUCAUACACUUUUUGAUGGCAGCUCAACGACUCAGUUCCACAAAGACUUGAUUAUUGAAUUGGAACACCAUUCUAAGGACCAAACUUUGAAAUUCCAGGAAACGUUGUUCGAUUACGAGGCAGAUAGGGACAUACUACCAGCAAUUCUUGAAAACUCGGAUAAGAUUGUUGAUUUAUACAACCCUUCCAUCUUGUUUACCGUACUGGCAAUUUUACAGAAUAUGCUCUUGCCAAAAUGGUUAUCCAAUGGGUUCUGGUCUCUCUUUUCAGGCAAUGUGGAAGAAACGCCACUUUACACCCACAACCCGACCCAAAAGGAGACCAAGUCAAAUCUAAGAUGUGUCAGCAUUACGCCAAACGACGUGAAACGGCUCCGUGCAUUCUGCAAGUCGCAGAAUACAACGUUGACCCCGUAUAUUGCUGUAACUGCUAUGUCCGCCCUCCAAGCAACAGCUUUCCCUGUUGUAUCAGGUCAGCAAUGUUCAUUCGAAGUUAGUAUCCCCAUAGAUGGACGAAGGUACUUCCCCGAAAAGCUGAACGACACCAAGUACGGUCUUUACGUUGGCCUGCUUACGUCUAAAAUGGGCCCCUACACAGACCUGAAAGCCUCUAUCAACACCCUCACUACACAAUUGACCACCGGUGUCUCCGACAGAUCGCCAUUCAGCUAUGUGGGUCUCCUCAAGUACGUCAAUUGUUGGGACUUUCUUAGGAGUAAACUCGGGAAGAUCGAUUCGCGACUGACCCUAGAGGUGUCAAACCUCGGGCUUCAUCUGAUUUCUCAUGACGAUUGGUCCGUCGAAAAUCUCUGGUUCAGCCAAACGAACGGCAUCCUCAGCCACUUCUCCCUUUCACUAAUUGCUACUGAGUCAAAUGGCCUCAACUUGCUGGUUAGUUAUCUCGAAGAUCUUGACAUGGUCCAAACCUCGCUGCGAAAACUUGUCAUCGACGAAUUCAUGACUUUGUUUACCACAAAACUCUUAGAACAUAUUUAG